AUGGAGAUGACAUUCAUCACUAUUCACAGUGCGCACCAAACCCUGAUCCGCUCUACUAGGAUGACUAUACAAAUUGACCUCGGCCGCGAUGCAAACAUUUUGUUUGCAUCCGAGUCUAUUGUCGACAUUCUAGGCUACCACCCGGAUCAGGUAAUAGGCAAAUCCUGCUUCGAUUAUUUUCACCCUGAUGAAGUUCCUUUUGCUCGGAACGUCCAUAGCCGUAGCAUAAUGAUGGACAAGGCGGCUAUGCUUCACUAUGCCAGAAUCCAAGGUCGUGAUGGGCAAUGGAUUGGCUGUGAAUGCGUCUUCACUAUUGUUUAUGAGGUCCUCAUUGCAUGUACAAGCAUUUACCGAGGAGAUGCGAAGAACGAGCGGCGAGCUGCCGAGGCGCCAGCUGUCCGCCAUCUCUUCACCUCAUCUCCCAGAGAUCCCCGAUACCACAUGCUAGAACAUCUAGCUUCGAAGUUCAGGGCACCUCCUCAACCAUCACUCCUUGAGCCCCGUGCGGCUCUCAUCCUCAAUCGGUUCACGCGUACCUUGACUAUUAUGUAUGCGACAGAUGCCAUCUCAACGAUUGUUGGGCUUACACCGGAUCAAUUUAAAAACAAGAGCUUCUAUGAAUGCAUUCAGGAGAAAUGCCUGUCGGAGGCUAUCAGAUGCCUGUCAGAUGCAAAGUCUAAUGAUUCAAUUGCGUAUCUCCGCUUCUGGUAUCGCGAUCCCCGGGGUGAGGAAGACUUCGAGGAAGAGGCGGACGAAGCUAGCCAGAGCAGUGAUUCAGAAGACGAAGGCGCCGAACCCCAUGUCUCCAUGGAUGUUGAUACGGCCGCUGCUGCAGAGACUAAUAGACCUCUGCAAGGGGCCCCGUUGAUGUCUAGCAGUAGAAGCAGCGCUGGCCACGAAGUCAACCGGCAAGCACCACCGCAUAUUCCAACGACUUUCUCAGAGGCCAAUACUGGCAUUGGACACGAUUCUUCCGACGCCUUCCCCGGCCAAUGCCAGCCCCAAUCCUCUUUUCUGGUGGGAAGUGGAGCAAAGAGCAGAGGGCUAGGCGGGCUCACAAGGAAAGAAUUUAUGAGUGCGAUACAAGAGGUUGCUGUGUUUGCAUGGGGUCUUACUGGAAUCAAUGGAAAUAUUGCAUCGUAUGGCCAAGGAGUUCCUCGGGGGGAAGCUGUAGCUCCCUGGGGGUUGCCGAUCUGGGAUCCAUAUGCGGAUCCGCCGGCUGGUUUUCUACCGCCUGAAAACCAAGCCGCUCAAAGAUGGGCGCAUGAGGAAGUCGUAGUAAAUGACCCAUAUCAGCAUCCACAACGGAAGCAAAAUCCAAGAUGCUAG
Molecule: messenger RNA, 1329 nt
Organism: Venustampulla echinocandica
Lineage: Eukaryota; Fungi; Ascomycota; Leotiomycetes; Helotiales; Pleuroascaceae
Exons: 4
Coding region: 1-1329 (442 amino acids)
Molecular function (GO): DNA-binding transcription factor activity, RNA polymerase II-specific; protein binding; RNA polymerase II transcription regulatory region sequence-specific DNA binding
Source: RefSeq, a predicted model, not a curated record